CUUUCUGCCUGCAGUAUAUAUUUGGACGUGAAUCCGGACUCUGCAACUAUAAGUUUGUACCUCUAAAAUUUGAAUGGCUCACUCGGAAAACGAGACUCUGAACCAAGUCCUCGCGCUUGUCGAGGCGUUCAGAGCGUUCGACAGCGACGACGACGGGCAAAUCACCGCCGUCGAGCUCGGCGGGAUCAUGAGGUCGCUGGGCUACAACGUCUCGGCCCAAGAGGUGGACGCCAUGAUGGGGGAGGCGGACGCCAAUAGGGACGGAAUGCUGAGCGUGGCCGAGUUCCUGGAGAUGACCACCAAGGAUAUGGAUCUCGGGGAGCUCGCGAGCUUCCUCGGGACCACGUUGAUCCCUUCCAUGGUUGGCGCGGAUGGGGAAGUUGCUGUCGAAGUCGAGGACUUGAGAUUGAUAGUCCAGUGCCUUCUUUAGGCACAGGAAUGAGCUCUGGG
Rhodamnia argentea is the source of this 450-nucleotide messenger RNA. Its product is annotated as probable calcium-binding protein CML29. Lineage: Eukaryota; Viridiplantae; Streptophyta; Magnoliopsida; Myrtales; Myrtaceae. The coding region runs from base 74 to 430 and encodes 118 amino acids. The record is from RefSeq and is a predicted model, not a curated record. Gene Ontology annotation, molecular function: calcium ion binding; enzyme regulator activity. The transcript has a single exon.